ACGACCAGUUAAAAACAAACAAAUGAGAUAUCGCGUUCUAGGGCAACCCCUCAGCAGGGCGGGUGCAAUAAGUAGACCAUAGUCGUUCCGUAUCGUUCGACCCAGCGGAGUCGUUCAUCUUAUUACAUUCACAACGUUUUUGAUGGAAAAUUUCCUGCAAUGUCGCACCAUGAAACGGAAGUUUUGAUGACUGGCCACAGUAAGCAGUUCUGCUUAUUUGACUUCCUUUAUACAACGCAAUGGAUUCCGUAAAUUAUGUUGCCAAAUUGUUGGAGUUUGCUCAGAAAACACGUCAGAUCUCAGAAAUCAAGUUUGAGGAGGUUGGUACAGAUGGACCAGAUCAUCUUAAAACGUUUACCUUGAGAGUAGUAAAGAAUGGGCGUGCCUAUCCUAUCGGGACUGGAAGAACUAAGAAAGAGGCCAAACAAAAUGCUGCUAAACAUGCUUUGAAUGACAUAAUGAAGACUGAGCAGAAUGAGAAUACAUUUUCGUCAUCUGAAUGUCCCUAUUUAACGUCCCCCCAUGGCCCAGCGCCUAUCAGUCAGGUCAACUUUGUAUGUUGGCUGAAUGAACACAGCCAGAAGAACAGGCUGUCUCUAAAGGCUUUUGAAGAGUCCCGGAUUGGACCCAACAGUACAUCACAAUGCUGUAGGUAUUUGCUUGGUGACAAAGAAUACCCAGAAGCCUUUGGAAAAACUAAGAGGGAGGCAAAGGAGGAAGCAGCCAAGCUGGUCUUUCAGGAGCUCUAUGGUGCCAGUCAAGACACAGGGACUGUAGACAAAAACUGUGAUGCUGCUACUGGGGCCCAGAAGGAGGAUUUGAAUCAAACAGUUGCAGCUCUCUGUAACAGUGAUGAAAACAUGAAUAUGAGCCAUGUGCCCAAACAACGCAGUUUCAUUUCAGCAGAGGAGACCAACUUCAUUGGGAUUCUCAACCACUACUGCCAGAAAACCAGACUCUUCCAUGACUUCCAACUAGUGGAGAGACGCGGACCAUCACACAACCCUCAAUUUGUGUAUAAAGUAGUGAUUGACAAGAGGGAGUACCCAGCUGGUGUGGGUAAAACGGCCAAGGACGCCAAACAGCAGGCGGCUCAGGAGGCGUGGUCCGCCCUUCAGGAGCAGUCAGACUGGAACAGCCAGGUGUCUUGCAGGUCGACUGUUUCAGAAGAAGAUGGUCUAGUGACCUCUCUGACCUCCUCCACUUCAUGGGAAUCCCAGAAUGCUACGUCGUCCACUGGUCAGAGUAUGACAGGUACUGAAAACACAAGUGACUCCAUCAUAUUCGCUGAAUCAUCGCACGCUAUUCUGGCCAAGCAGGAUGAAAGCCCUGGGAAUGUGAAACCUAAAAUAAAAUUAGCAGCUAACUUCCUGGGGUCAUCUGUCAAGACCAAAAAGGAAGAUCCUGUUUUGAAAGACAAAAAUUUGGGGAUGUCAAGUGGAAGCAUGUCCAAUCAACCUGUUUUAUCAAGGUUUUUGUCCGAGUUUGAUUCAAUCGAGGGAAUUGGCAAAGGAGGCUUUGGUAAAGUUUACAAGGCCAAACGGAAAUUAGAGCAGAAGUAUUUUGCUGUGAAGAUAGUGAGGAGUAAAUUGAAAGCCAAGCGGGAGGUUGGGGCUUUGGCAGACCUCCAGCACCCCAACAUAGUGCGUUACUACACAGCCUGGGAAGAAGACACUGAGUACACAUGUGACCAUACCUCUGAGAGUUACAGCUCUUCAUAUUCAGGCAGCAGUUCAUCCUCCAAGUUCCUGUACAUUCAGAUGGAACUGUGUGACAGAAGGACUCUGAAGGUAUGGAUCGAUGAGAGGAACGCCCAACGGACUCCCAAACGCAGAGAGGGCAGCCUCCACAUCACCCAGCAGAUUGUUAAUGGAGUUGAUUACAUCCACUCAAAGAAACUCAUCCACCGAGACCUGAAGCCUGUUAACAUCAUGUUUGGAAUGGGUGGUGGAGAGACGAACGGAGAGGUAAAGAUCGGGGACUUCGGGCUUGUGACUGCAGAAGAUAACGAUGAUGAUGAGAACCUGCUGGAGAGAACGAAGCGCACCGGAACCAGGUCCUACAUGGCCCCCGAACAGAGGAACAAGACCUCGUAUGACAGAAAGGUAGACAUCUUCGCUCUGGGUCUGAUCUACUUUGAACUUCUCUGGAAUCUAUCUGGCAUGGAGAGGGCAGAGGUCUGGGAUGACAUCCGAAGCCAGAGGUUCCCGCAACGGUUUGUUACGCAGUUUCCCAUAGAGCACAAGAUGAUUGAGUCCAUGCUGUGUGUCAAUCCAGAAGACCGACCAGAAGCCAGCCGGCUAAAGAUGAACCUAACGGAGGCUAAUAACAUACUGACCAGAGACCUCCAUAACCAACAAGACAACAGAACAAUCUAACAGCCUUUUAUAUAGUACAUAUAAUUACACCAGGGGGUUUGGAUCCUGAUUGCUCAUUGGCAUCCAAGGGGGUGUGGUAUACAGCCAAUAUACCACAGUUAAGAGCUGUUCUUAGGUACGAGGCAUCGCGGAGUGCCUGGACAAAGAUUUUUUAUAAUACAUUUAAGAUACAAUAUCCAUAGAGAAAUAAUACAAUGGAUCAUGAAUCAUGAGUAAUACGGAUAUUUUUAUCAUUUCAAAACAACAAAAACAUCUGGCCCCAUUUAUCAGUUGAAAAUUAAAUGUUAUAUCCAGGAAUGUAUAUUUAACAAUGUAUUGUAACACUGACAUUCACAGAGGCUAUAGCCUAUAAAAUAACAGUCAGAUGUCUUGGAGAGACCAGGAUAUUGUGGUUGUAAUUCAUAAAUCAUGAGUCAUGCGGCAAAAGUAAUCAAUUCAAAACAACAAAAUGUCUGGCCAUAUUUAUGAGUUGAAAAUUAAAUGUUAUAUCCAGGAAUAUAUAUUUAACAAUGUGUUGUAACACUGACAUUCACAGAGUCUACGGCCUAUAAAAUAAAAGUCAGUUGGUCAUUGGAUUUUCCAGCAGAACAAUGAUCUCAAGCGUAACUCCAGAUCCACACAAAAUGUUUGAAUCAAGCAUUUGCAAUGGCCAUCAUGGUCUCUGAGCUGAAUCCCAAAGGACACUUGUUGGGUGAGCUGAAGAGGCGGGUCCACAAGUGACAACAAGGGACUGAAGUUUUUUGAUGGAGGAAUGAUUCUCCCGCCUCAUCAAACAUGCCUGAGGAAAGGUGCACAAACAACUAAAUGCACUGGUGCCAAUUACUGGUUCCCGCCUGUUUUAAAAAAAAAAAAAGUUAUUUACUGUUUAAAAUAAAUGUUUUCCUUCAACCAAUUUUCACUCAAUUAAAGGUUAAAUGAAAGUAAGGUCAGUCAGAUAAAUAACAAUGUUAUUUUUUUGACAGCCUUUUUUGGUUGAUUUUUAUCUAGGGAACCAACAGUUCUGCAGGGAACUACACAUACAGUAGUCCUACACAUACAGUAGACCAGCACAUACAGUAGAACUACACAUACAGUAGACCUGCACAUACAGUAGACCAGCACAUACAGUAGACCUACAUAUACAGUAGACCAGCACAUACAGUAGACCUACAUAUACAGUAGA
This is a messenger RNA of Esox lucius (northern pike), 3540 nucleotides long. RefSeq names its product interferon-induced, double-stranded RNA-activated protein kinase. The record is from RefSeq and is a predicted model, not a curated record. NCBI's taxonomy places the organism in Eukaryota, Metazoa, Chordata, Actinopteri, Esociformes, Esocidae. The transcript is spliced from 20 exons. Gene Ontology annotation, biological process: protein phosphorylation. Gene Ontology annotation, molecular function: ATP binding; double-stranded RNA binding; protein kinase activity. The coding region runs from base 240 to 2378 and encodes 712 amino acids.